CCAGUACAUGAGGUGUGGCUGAAUGCACCCCACGCCAGGUACAUCGGUACUUGAUGGUCAUGCAUCCACAAGCUUGCCAAGCGUCGGUUGGCUGGAGGGAGGAGCUCCUCAGCUUGGUUGUUUGAGCUUCGUAACUCUGGCAGCCUUGCGGGAUUGUAGCUAUCCUUGCACUCACCAUCCUCAACGUCAACUUCCCGUCCACCUUGCUUCCUUAGUUCUUUCUUUUCCCUUCAGGUACAUUUAGCAACUCAUAAAGUCCUCAAAUAUGGCGUCAGGAUACGAUAGAGCUCUUUCAGUGUUUAGUCCCGACGGACACGUCUUCCAGGUCGAAUAUGCCGGCGAAGCAGUCAAGAGAGGUACCUGCGCUGUCGGCGUCAAGGGUAAGGAUAUUGUUGUCCUCGGGUGCGAGAAGAGAUCAGCCAUGAAGUUACAAGACACACGCAUCACACCGUCUAAGAUCGGACUUGUCGACACGCACGUAUGCCUCGCGUUUGCCGGUUUAAACGCCGACGCCCGCAUUCUGAUCGACAAAGCUCGCCUCGAAGCCCAAUCACACCGUCUGACUGUCGAGGACCCUUGUACAAUUGAGUACAUCACGAAAUAUGUCGCCGGUGUACAACAGCGGUACACGCAGAGUGGUGGUGUGCGACCGUUCGGUAUUAGCACCAUGGUCGUGGGAUUCGACAAGGGUAGCACCGCGCCCAGACUCUACCAGACGGAACCCAGCGGCAUCUAUUCCGCAUGGAAGGCGAAUGCUAUCGGCCGCUCCAGCAAGACCGUACGAGAAUUCCUCGAGCGAAACUACCAGGAUGAUAUGGACCGUGAGGCGACGAUUCGGUUAGCAAUCAAAUCACUUCUAGAGGUCGUCCAGACGGGUGCAAAGAACAUUGAGAUUGCUAUAAUGGCCCCAGGAAAGACUAUUGAAAUGCUCCCAGUUGAAGACAUUGAGACCUAUGUCAAGACUAUCGAGCAAGAGAAGCAGGAGGAAGCUGCCAAGAAAAAGACUGGCCGGACACCUGGCACGGGCAGCGCAACUAUCUUGCCGAGGGAGCGGGAGGGGGGUAGUGAAUAGUCAAUCACAGAUUAAAGAGCUGGGUGUCAGGAACCAUAGAAAUAAUCGUAACCAAAGAUAAGCUCCUACAGGGGAGCAUUCUCCUGACUACGAAUAAUGAUCCGCAUGAUGGCGAUAAAAUGCGUACU
Messenger RNA from Xylaria bambusicola, 1200 nucleotides. Its product is annotated as proteasome component pre6. NCBI's taxonomy places the organism in Eukaryota, Fungi, Ascomycota, Sordariomycetes, Xylariales, Xylariaceae. Gene Ontology annotation, biological process: ubiquitin-dependent protein catabolic process. The coding region runs from base 266 to 1072 and encodes 268 amino acids. The record is from RefSeq and is a predicted model, not a curated record. The transcript is spliced from 5 exons. Gene Ontology annotation, cellular component: nucleus; proteasome core complex, alpha-subunit complex; proteasome core complex.